Lates calcarifer (barramundi perch) is the source of this 1892-nucleotide messenger RNA. It is a transcript of the gene ralyla, whose product is annotated as RALY RNA binding protein like. Gene Ontology annotation, cellular component: nucleus. The record is from RefSeq and is a predicted model, not a curated record. NCBI's taxonomy places the organism in Eukaryota, Metazoa, Chordata, Actinopteri, Centropomidae. The transcript has 9 exons. Bases 226 to 1104 code for a protein of 292 amino acids. Gene Ontology annotation, molecular function: RNA binding.
CGUGUGUGUAGCUACGAGAGAAAAAGCUUGGACUGAUUCAAAAAACUCUGGCCAAUCCCGAGUCACAUGACUCAACAACCGGCAGCGAUAGAGAGCGCAAAAGGGACGCAGAGCCUCGGUGUACACAAUCCUGCACACCACCAAUCCACCACCGCUAUACGCCCAAUUUCUUUUUAAUUGAAACCUUUUACUCCCGCUCGCAGGCAGUGCUGCAGGGCCAUUAGGAUGACUGGGAAGACCCAGACCAGCAACGUGACCAACAAGAAUGACCCGCGGUCCCUCAACUCCCGCGUCUUCAUCGGCAACCUCAACACAGCCGUGGUGACCAAGGCCGACAUCGAGGCCAUCUUUGCCAAGUACGGGAAAAUCGUGGGCUGCUCGGUGCACAAGGGCUACGCCUUCGUUCAGUACGCCAGCGAGAGGAACGCCAGGGCAGCCGUGGCCGGAGAGAACGCCAGGGUCAUCGCCGGACAAUCACUAGAUAUCAACAUGGCAGGAGAGCCAAAACCAUACAGGCCUAAGAUGGGCUCCAAGAGGCCUCUCUCGUCGCUCUACAGUGGCUACGAGUUUGACUAUGACUACUAUAGAGACGAUUUCUACAGCAGACUCUUUGAGUACCACGGUCGUGUCGUACCCCCGACCCGGGCUGUGAUCCCCAUCAAACGCUCGCGACUAGUUGUCCCGUCCACGCGCAGAGUCAAAUCCUCCUUUCCAGUCAGAGCUUGCUCCUCCUCUUCCUCCUCCUCCUCGUCCUCCUCCCGAGCGCUCAAUACCAGCUCUUCCAUCACGGGCCCUAAACUGAAGACAGACCAGCUCCUAACAAUCAAAAAGGAGCUGUCACAGAUCAAGACCAAGAUCGACUCACUGCUGGGAAGGCUGGAGAAGAUUGAGCGGCAACAUCGCUCUGAUGCUGAGAUGCAGAGGAAACAAGAAGAGGUGUGUGAAUGUCUCCAUGGUGAUGCGGCAGACCACUCUGGUGAGGAGGAAGUGGAGGGGACAGCCGAGGUGGAGGCGGGGGAGAUGACGGACGGCGGCGAGGACGACUUUGAAGAUGAAGGCACCGGUGACAUGAUAGAGAACCACAUAUCAGACAUCGACAACUGAGUAAGUUAGGAGAAAGGAAACCUACAGUACAUGAAGUUGGGAGAACAGAUACCAGCAAAACCUUCUUGAUCAAGAGGGUGUAUUUGAAAUUAAAGGAAAGCAAUGACAGCAGAAGGAGGAGUUUUUCAAACUUGUUUGUUGCUUGUUUGCCUCAUUAGAACACAACACUCCUGAUGUGUACUUCAUCAAAAACGCUGGUUAUGAAUACUCUCCAAACUACUGCAAGAUCAACUGCAAAGAGCAAUCGAUAAUUUCCCUUCAAACUGAUUGCCUUUCUGAAAAAUAAGGGCAAUACAGUAUAUUGUGUGCUUAAUAUAUUAUGGUCUGUAUUGUGCAUAAAAAUAGAAUGAUGUGAUCAAUCAGACGAACCAUGAGAUGCCCUCCUUUGUUGUACUGCAAAUGUAUGUUUGUUCCGUUUCUGUGCAUUGAAAACUGUGACGAGCCACAAACGCUGGCAGAGAGCUAAAAAUGAAUGUAUGAGGAACACAUUUUCUUUGACAUAUAAUAAUUAUGUGAUUUGCUUUAUUUGUACAUUUUGCUGAAAUUUAUGAAAUGUAAUUUAUUCACGGUGUCUCCACACAGUAUUGUAUGCAUAUCAUGUUCUAUCAUUUGUUAUACAUAAUAAGAUGCAUUUUAAAAUUCUGUUUACAUUCUGUUUAUGGUAAUCAAAAGAUGACUAUUUUUUACUAUCAGCAUGUUAAAAAUGUGGCUAUUAUGGAUCAUUUGUAUUCAUUGCAUUUGUUACCGCUAUGGAUGAUAACAGUUUUUGAAAUAAACCCGUUCCUCCC